Pundamilia nyererei is the source of this 4149-nucleotide messenger RNA. RefSeq names its product 6-phosphofructo-2-kinase/fructose-2,6-bisphosphatase-like. Gene Ontology annotation, cellular component: cytosol; 6-phosphofructo-2-kinase/fructose-2,6-biphosphatase complex. Gene Ontology annotation, biological process: fructose 2,6-bisphosphate metabolic process; fructose metabolic process. The record is from RefSeq and is a predicted model, not a curated record. Lineage: Eukaryota; Metazoa; Chordata; Actinopteri; Cichliformes; Cichlidae. Bases 477 to 1883 code for a protein of 468 amino acids. Gene Ontology annotation, molecular function: ATP binding; fructose-2,6-bisphosphate 2-phosphatase activity; 6-phosphofructo-2-kinase activity. The transcript is spliced from 14 exons.
GGGUUGGGUGCAUUCCCGCCGACAAACAAACCAGCUCCUUAACGGCCAAAAAGCACGUGACCAAGCGUCCUCCACAAGAAACAGUCUCGUGACCUUUCGGGUAACAGUGUCGGGGGCCCCUUUAAGACUCUGUGACAGGAUGACGGCAACGAGGUGAGAGCAGAGCGCGCGCAGCAUCACGACGAUCCCCACAGGAAGGACAAAGAGGAGGAGGAGGCGUGCCACACGAUGGGCGCGUCAUUAACGCACGGGCUCGUGCUGAUGUUUACGAUGACAGAGGCGUGAGACGUUAAACCUGCAGGACUAGUUAGUCUGUGACAACGAGGACCGGCCUCUCCGCUCCGCCCAGCACCGCCUGGCUGGCUCCACGCUGCCUGAGCGGGCAGAGACACGCACCGUGGCUGCAUGCAGCAGGCACGGAGUCAUAACACACAAACAGAUAUUGCGACGCGGUGAGCCACGAGCAGAUCUGCGGGAUGAUGAACGGAGAGCGGAUCGCAGCAGCCGGAGGAGACACGCCGGGGGCCGCGGGGAGGACGCGCCGGUUCCAACGGCCGCACGCCUCGGUGCCCCAGUUCACCAACUCCCCGACCAUGAUCGUGAUGGUGGGCCUCCCGGCACGAGGGAAAACCUACAUCUCCACGAAGCUCACCAGGUACCUGAACUGGAUCGGCGUCAAAACCAAAGUGUUUAAUGUGGGCCAGUACCGCAGACAGGCCACCUGCUCCUACAACAGCUACCAGUUCUUCAGACCCGACAACGAGGAGGCCAUGAAGAUCCGCAAGGCCUGCGCCGUCGCUGCCCUCCAAGACGUGUGCGAGUACAUCAGCAGGGAGCAGGGUCAGGUGGUGGUUUUUGAUGCCACGAACACCACCCAGGACCGCAGAGAGGUCAUCCUGAACUUUGCCAAAGAAAACGGCUACAAGGUUUUCUUUGUGGAGUCGAUAUGUGACGACCCCGACAUCAUCGCUGAGAAUAUUAAACAAGUGAAGCUGAGCAGCCCGGACUACGCCGGCUGUGACAAAGAGGAGGCCGUGGCCGACUUCCUGAAGAGGAUCGAAUGUUAUACGAUGACCUACGUCCCCCUCGAUGACACCAAGGACAGGAACUUGUCUUACAUUAAAAUCUUCAACGUGGGCAGCAGAUACCUGGUGAACCGGGUCCAGGACCACAUUCAGAGCCGGAUCGUCUACUACCUCAUGAACAUCCACGUCACCCCGAGGUCCAUCUACCUGUGUCGCCACGGUGAGAGCGAACUGAACCUCGUGGGUCGCAUCGGAGGCGACUCUGGGCUUUCCUCUCGCGGGGCGAAGUUUGCCAGCACUCUGGGCACCUACAUGCGUGGGCAGUGCAUCAGCGACCUGAAGGUGUGGACGAGCCACAUGAAGAGGACCAUCCAGACCGCAGAGGCUCUGGGAGUCCAGUACGAACAAUGGAAAGCUCUCAACGAGAUCGACGCCGGGGUUUGUGAGGAGAUGACGUACGAGGAGAUUCAGGAGCAUUUCCCCGAGGAGUUCGCGCUGAGGGACCAAGACAAGUAUCGCUACCGCUACCCUAAAGGAGAGUCGUACGAGGACCUCGUUCAGCGUCUGGAGCCGGUCAUCAUGGAGCUGGAGAGGCAGGAGAACGUUCUAGUCAUCUGUCACCAGGCAGUCAUGAGGUGUCUGCUGGCCUACUUCCUGGACAAGAGUGCUAACGAGCUGCCGUACCUGAAGUGUCCUCUGCACACGGUUCUGAAACUCACGCCAGUCGCUUACGGUUGCAAAGUGGAAUCCGUCUUCCUGAACAUCGAGGCCGUCAACACGCACAGAGACAAGCCGGUGAACGUCGACGUGGACCGAGACCCGGCCGAGGCCCUGGAGACGGUCCCUGAACACAUCUAGAGGAGGCCGGCAGGGAGCUCGUUUUUAUUCACUGGUGGAAGUGGCCUUUUAUUGUUUUUUAAUUUAAGUAAUCUUAGAGAUCAUCGCUGUUGUGAUUGUUGCUGUUGUGACAGUUUGAAGCUUCACAGCACUGAAAAUGAGACAUUUCUCUGUGGUAGCCUCUUUCCGUUGUCGAUGCACUUUAUAACGUAGGACCGAGGCCGGAUGAAGAAGAGGUCUCGUCUACUGUGGGGAAAAAAACAAAGUAGUGCUGAACAUGUGCCGGGGGGUCUGCGUUACCGUGUUCCCUCCUCGACUCUUCCUCACCUGUACCUGUGCUGUAACCAGUGUCAGUCUGAACCGUCAUUGUAGGAAGUUAACUGUCCACACUGACAUACCGAACACGUGGUGCUGGUUACCGUCAGCGAGUAGAGCGUUGUUACAGAUCCUUAAAGGACAGGUUGAAAGGAUUUUUAGGAUUGCUGAAAAAGUUUUUAUUCCUGGCAGUAAAACCGUCAUGUUUGCUCUGGUGGUAAAUGCACCAACAUUUCUAUUCUGAUCUAAUCGACUUCUUAAAGCCACAUUCACGCAUUGAAGCCGGACUUCCACCAUCACGCCCGCGGGCCUUCUUCCAGGGCAGAAAUAAAACUCUCCCUGAGUCGUGUGCUUGGCGCCUCGAUGCUGAUAAAACACCCAGAACACGCGCUCUAAAACAACAAGGAAACACUUGAUGAUCAUCAGGGGGAAAAAAAAAAGUUAAAGUCGAGACAGAAAGCAGUUUAAACACCUAUAAAACUGGAACCCAGCUAUCGCCACCUGGUGGCCUUCAGACAGAAUGCAGGUAGAUGCAUCCAUGUUUUUACCGUGUCUGCGCCUCGGGACUUCUGCGAGCCUCAGCUCUGAUUACCUUCAGCCUGUUCAGAAACUGUGAUGAUAGUUUAGUGUUUUAAUCUCUUUUUAAACGGCCCGCGUUCAUUUAAAAGAAAAAGAAAAAAGAUGGAGGAAAACCAUCCCUGCCCAGAUAUCCACAGGCGACUGGAAUAUAACCUGAGGGGUUGUGAUUGGAUUCAGCAGGACUGGCUGACAGUGUUUGGCUGAAUGUGGUUUUUGGUAGUUUUCAGUAUUAUUCAUUGUAAAAGAUAAAACAGAAACGAGGCCUUCAAAGCACACGACCCAUAAUUCCUGCGUAAAACAUGAGGGGACAGCUGGUCCUGUAACUGCCCGAUACCUCAAUGUGCCUCAUAAACACACAAUCCAUGACUGCUCUAUGCACCCCACUCUUUAGUGGGGGAGGGAGGUCUGGUGCAUCUUUUUUCUUUUUUUCUGUGAAGUUACACUGACUGUUCGUGGUCCUGAUGAUGUGUCCGUCCGCUGUAGUCCUGCUCUUUGUCUCCUGGACUCGCUGAUCCAGGAUCACUGGUAUCAUGAACUCACCUACAGGCAGGUUGAUGUUAGGAGGGCGAGUGGUUCAUUACAGGCAGCACAGACUGGUGUCGUACUAAAAGUCACUAAAGAUCAAUGAAAGCAUCAGUUAGAUGCUGGAAUCAAAACGGCCACAUCCUGUGGUCAUUCGAGGGACUGCGUUUGUGGUUCCACACAUCGGUUUGCUGCUCGGAUGAGACGCUAAAAACUGUGCUGCUGAUGAACGCUGCAGAAUUAAUAAGCUUCAUGAUGAUAGUGAAGCCAAACACCUGCGUAGGCUUCCUUUGCAAAAGGAGUCGCACCACCCGUGUUAACACCUUCAGGUGUUCUUAAUAAUAGUAUACAGGAUCAAAUAUACCUCAAAGCCUGCAGUUUAGGGAUGUGCUCACCUGAGAAACUGUAGAAAAAUGCACAUUUUCCAGAGUAGGUAGCUCAGGGUUACCAUGGUGAUAUGCUGUAGUUAGGUGAGUCAGGUUCAUGAUACCAGUAAACCUGGAUAGCGACUAACACUAUUACUCAGAUGUGAUUGGAGGCCUCUGUGUGCUGGAGCAUUAUGUUCUGCGUUGUGCAGAAUCACCUGGUGUAGCAAUAGAAAAUCAAACCACCUCAGGGGAUCCUCAUCUUCACAGUGAGUCAGUUUUACUGUGAGUGGUAGCAAACCUGCAGUGUUGAACAGUAAUUCUGUGUUUAAACGAGACUCGUACAGUAACCCCGCCCCGUGCCGCUGUGUCACCAGCAACCAGUCAAAUCAAUGCAAUCACUGUUGUUGGAUCAAUUAUAAAACUUUAUUUUAUAAACGUGAAAAAAAACCUGCUGUUACGUUAAAAUCCAGGCAAUAAAAUCUAAAUGGAUACUGGACAUUUGU